CCGCCCCCCAACGGCACAGCACACCCCCGCCGGGCGCAGUGGUAGAGCCCGACGCUACGUCACCCAUUGUUUACAAAUCAACCAGAGCCCGCAGGAUUCCGGCUCCCGCGGCUGCAGGCGCGCGGCGCGAGUGUCUGGCGGGCUCCGGCUUCCGCGUCCACCUGGGCCCCGGCUUCGGCCCCAGCCCCAGCCGUAGUCCCAGCCCCGCGCCCGGGUCUGCCGCGGCCCGCCGAACUCGCGGGAAGCCGGGCCGCCAGCGACGCCCGCAGAGCUCCGGGUGCCAGCGCGGGGGACCAUGCCGUGCCGGAGGGAGGAGGAAGAGGAAGCCGGCGAGGAAGCGGAGGGGGAGGAAGAGGAGAAGGACAGCUUCCUCCUGCUGGAGCAAUCGGUGACGCUGGGCAGCUCGGGCGAGGUGGACAGGCUGGUGGCCCAGAUCGGCGAGACACUGCAGCUGGACGCAGCGCAGGACAGCCCGGCCUCCCCGUGCGCUCCCCUGGGGGCGGCGGUGCGGGCGGACGAGGGCCGGGCCGCGGCGGGGCAGCUGCUGCUGCCGCCCUCCUCAUCUGAAGGGGUGAGCCCGGCGCCCCCGGGGGCUCUGCGCUGCGCCCUUGGAGACCGCGGGCGUGUGCGGGGCCGGGCUGCGCCCUACUGUGUGGCCGAGCUCGUCGCAGGCCCCAGUGCGCUACCCACACUGCCCCUUCAGCUGGGCCAGGAUGGGCCUCUAGGAUCUGGCAAGAGGGGUAUCUCGCAGCAGCUGUCAGGUCCGUGCCGGCGAGGAUGGCUCCGGGGCGCUGCCGCCUCCCGCCGCCUGCAGCAGCGACGCGGAUCCCAACCCGAAACCCGCACAAACGACGACGAUCCGCACCGACUCCUGCAGCAGCUCGUGCUCUCGGGAAACCUCAUCAAGGAGGCGGUGCGGAGGCUUCAUUCUCGACGGCUGCAGUUACAUACAAAACUUCCCCAACGCCCGCUCCUAGGGCCUCUGUCGGCCCCAGUGCAUGAGCCCCCUUCUCCCCGCAGCCCUCGCGCGGCCUGCAGUGACCCUGGCGCGUCCGAGAGGGCGCAGCUCAGAACUGGCGACGGCGUUCUAGUCCCUGGCAGCUAACACUCCCUCGGCAGCUACAGGGCCAGCCUGACUGGAGGGCAAGGGGUUCCCCAGAGGACUCCAGUCCUACUCAGGCUGGUGGAGAACUCUUUUGAAAGCAAGAGAAAUAAGCUAAUGAAGACGAGGAACUGAAAAAUCGCGCGUGUUGUCGCAGGGAACUGAGCUCGAGGGCCCCAAUCUAUUUGAAAUACAGGACUUAACUGGCCCUAUUUAAGGCAGAGUUUGCAGAGUGGACCACCCCAACCUCACAGUAGGACUCCUUAUUUAGCAGGACCCGACCUGGCCGCAGAGCAGAGUGUGCAGGUCAGCGCAGCUUCCUGGGGCCACAGGGCCUGGUGACCAUGUGGCCAUCCAUAGCCCACUGUUCUCAGGAUCACUAUGCGCCGUAACCAGGAAGAUGAUCCCAGUUACCCGCUUUUCCUUUUCAGGGCUGGUUCCUGAUCCGCUUUGGGGGAGGGGAACAUGAGUAGAUGGUAAUUUCAGGGAGCACCCCAGGCUGCCAGACUUGAACAUCUACCAUACUUUUUCUUUUUUAAAAACCCAUCUUGUUUCUUUUGGGGUGCUGGUUCUUAAUAUAAAACAUGCGGUACCGUGAAAGGACCCUCUUGGGGUUGAAUAGUAGUAACCUCUGCCCUCUCUUUGCAACUGUCUGCCGUUUUCAGAGUAGUGGGGUAAGGCUGUACGCUAGGGGUGGGCAUAAGGAGGUGGGGGGUAUUGAAUGGUACAAUGAGGCACUGAGUGAACCCUGUGGCCUCUCUAAAGUAUUUUCAAAGCCGGCUCUCCCCUCCUCGGGUUCAAGGUCACAAUUUCCCAGGCACACACAGGGCUGUGGGGCUCAGGCAGAGCAGAAUAGCUGGGUUCUGCCUGUACUAGAAGAGCACAGUGUUUUGCCAAGUGCUAGAGUCUCCUGAGGACACGCUGCAGCCGCCACCAAGGGUAUGGGGAGGUGGGAAUGUGCGGAGCUGCCUGCGGUCGACCACUGCCCGCUUUCAAGGAAGCUGUCAUGAUACAUGGCCCUGGGUCUCUCUUCACACACACCCCCUUCUGUCCCACUCAAGUGGGAGGCUCUAGAGGCCAGGGCUGGGGAAGAGGGAGCCCCCACGUGAGGGGCACUCCAGGGACACACAGCCUGGAACAGCAGCUUAUAAUGGGCUCUCCAGGGCCAUUUGCAAUAACAGCUGCAAUUCCCUGGAUAGAGGGAGUUGAUUUCCUCUUCUUUGCCCCUCCCCCAGCCAUGCCUGCUGCCUUUGUAAGUGAAAGAAACAGUAGAAAAUGUGACCCUCCAAAUGGCGAAGCUGUGGGCUUUGCCAUUGUGAACAGUGGUGAAGUGCUUGAAACAUACUGUUCAGUCGCUGUAAGGGCGCUGAGACCAUUCUGUUGUUUUAGCUGUAUAGUCAGUGGCUUGUUCAUCAUCCAGAUGUGGCUAUUGACAUAUCUACACUUCGCACCGGAGUGUGUGGAAUUAUGGCUAUCCUGAUUAUAGGAUUUUAACUUAACUGAAAUACCUGUUUUGAAUAAAUGUGUUGUGUUUUUUGUUUGGUUUUAUUUUAUACUUGCCAUCAGUGGGAAAGAUGUACAGAACACAUUUUGCUGAUCUCCAUAAACAUGAAAACACUUGAAAUC
Nycticebus coucang (slow loris) is the source of this 2728-nucleotide messenger RNA. RefSeq names its product FRAT regulator of WNT signaling pathway 1 (gene FRAT1). Gene Ontology annotation, biological process: positive regulation of canonical Wnt signaling pathway. Bases 296 to 1105 code for a protein of 269 amino acids. The transcript has a single exon. Lineage: Eukaryota; Metazoa; Chordata; Mammalia; Primates; Lorisidae. The record is from RefSeq and is a predicted model, not a curated record. Gene Ontology annotation, cellular component: cytoplasm.